Messenger RNA from Mycetomoellerius zeteki, 1586 nucleotides. Its product is annotated as sister chromatid cohesion protein DCC1. The coding region runs from base 184 to 1410 and encodes 408 amino acids. Gene Ontology annotation, biological process: maintenance of mitotic sister chromatid cohesion; mitotic sister chromatid cohesion. Lineage: Eukaryota; Metazoa; Arthropoda; Insecta; Hymenoptera; Formicidae. The transcript has 8 exons. The record is from RefSeq and is a predicted model, not a curated record. Gene Ontology annotation, cellular component: chromosome, centromeric region; chromatin; Ctf18 RFC-like complex.
UUAAGUUUUUUUGUAUGCCAUGGCCCUUAACCUCAACGAUUAAUACGAUUAAUAUCUCAGUUCGCGGGACAGAACGAAUUUUUUUCUGCCAAAUUUAUUAUCAUCAUUAAUUUUAUGCAAAAACGCAUCGAAUAAGUUAAUUUCAUUGACUUGUGUGCAAGCCCAUCUCCUUUUAAACUUGAUAUGGAGUCUGCCAGUCUGUUGACGGAAUUAGCUGAUAAACGGAACGUUCGUGUUAAGGAGAAUGUUUGCGAGAUCUUGGAAUUGGCUGGGAUUAAAGAGUCUGAUUUAAAUACUAUGACACAAUGUCUAUAUUCUAUGCAAGAUCAAGUCAAUGAUAUGAUAUUAUUGGAAGUAGACGAGGAUAUAUUAAAGGGACUAAAUCAGGAAGAUGCUAGACUAUCAUUUCGCGGUAAUAAACAUGACAACACUAUGCUAUGUACACAAACUCGUACCUAUGAGGUCAGAGAGGCAGAGAUAUCAAAUUCAUGGUUGUUGGUACCAAACCUAAAGCUGGGUAAGGCAACAGAUAUCAAAGAAGUUGCAGAAAGAACUAUAGAGAGACAUAAUGUAAAGAAGAUAUUUAACUUAUACUAUGAGGUGAAAGAAACCAAACCUGAUCUGAUACGUUUAUCGAGUCUGCUUAAUUCUUCUUCUUUCAAUGGAUUGGAAUACGAAUCUACUAUAGAUCAAAAUGCAUUAUACAGUUGGGAAAGAUUACAAAAUGAGUUACAAGCUAGUGAUGAAGAGUUGAAACAGGCUCUGUCGGAUUUCUUAAUAGCUGAAAUAAAUGGUUAUUUACGUCUCGUAUCAUUUGACAUAGAAGCAAGAAGCUUGAAUUUGAUAUUAGAUUAUUUUGAAGGACAGUCUUGGGAAUUAAAUGAAGUAGAUAAAGAGAGUACUUAUGAAUAUUCAAAGGAACUUAUUUAUGAGCCGGUAUUUGAUGUUAUAUUCAAAAGGUAUACAGAAGUAAGCACAAAGACAAAGGAUGACGGAAGUCUAUUGUAUAGGUUUGACGAAGAAAAAUGUUGUGCAGUGAUAGCAAAAAUUCUUCUUGCGGUUUCUCCUGUUACUGAAUAUAAAGAAUUCAUGAAAACGUGGAACAUUGGAACUCCUGAAAAAAUGCAGCCAAGAGAAGAAUAUUUACGUGGAUCAGCCCUUAUAAUGUAUAAUACUUCAAAAGUACAGAAGGAAGUCAUAUCUUGUCCAGAGGCAGACUUACCUAACAACAUUCACGAUAGACUUAACGAACUUUUUGAAAUUAAAGCUAAAUGGACUAUUGAAGAGAUAACACCUUAUAUUAUUCGUUUUACAAAAGGUAUAACGAAUGUUAAUGCACUUUUAACAAAGUAUGCCAGAUGUUCGACAAAAAAUGGGAUAAAAUAUUACGGGUCAAAACAUGGCAAGUGAUAUUGUGAUUACAUUUGUGGUAUGCAUUCAAUCGUCUUACAAUAAAUGAUACAUAUGUUCUUGAUUUAUUAUAUUGAUGCCAGAACACACAAAUAUUUCAGAAUUAUCUAUAAUGUUGAAACGAUAAGCGUAAUUUAUUUAGUUAGUGAUCAUCAUAUAUGUAUAGUUUUACAUUU